UACCACUGCCCAGAAAACCAAACAUCAGUUAUGGGGAAAAAUUUAAAUUAAUUUGUGGAAGUUUUGCAUCAAAACUGUGGAUCUUUCUUGUUUUCUUCAUCUGCCAUUUAGUACUAAAAUAUCCUUGCUCUGGAGGAGGCAGAGAUUGUUAAGAAUGGAUUGAGAAGGCCUUGGUUCAUAGGCAGUUAACAGUAAUAAGAUUGUCUUGGUGUGCUGCACAGACACUCUGUGCCGUGCUGCUCUUGGGGUGGCUGCUGUUGGCAGAGCUGCUCUGUGGGUGAGGCGUGGACCAGCUGUGCCAUGGGUGCUGGGUGAUGCUCCCAUGCCAGGCGUGCUCUGCACAGGCAGGGUCUUUGUGUUCGUCUAGGCCAGAGGGAGAAAUCUGAUCACUGACAGCCUUGGAAAAAUCUGAGUGAAAUUACAAAUUCCAAAAAGAGAUAUCUUUACAAAUAGGUUUCUACAACUAAACCCUCUUAAGAGAGCAGUUGAUAUUUCACGAGUCACAACAGGCUGAGAAACUAUGUUCUGUGGUUUCCAGCAGCUGAACUCCUCUGGAAAAUGAAUCAAUUGCUUUCCCAGGUGUCUGGUUUUCCUGUUGAUGGGAUAGUGAACUGACAACCUCAGCGUUAUGGGAAGGAAGGAGCCUGGCUGACUCCCGGCGCCAGCCAGUGUUGCAGCCUGUGGGGUUUUUUACAUUAAAUUCGGAACGAUGAAUCGAGAAAGAGGGUACAGUUAACUGGAACAGCACGUUUUGUUUUGUAAAGCGCAUAUUCACAAACACGGACAUGGUUCUGCGUCCGGGCAGUGUCUGUGGGUCUCAGCUGGCAGCUGUUGCAGCGCUCGGGGGCCGCGGGGUCCCAAGGCCGCUGCGUUGGGUUUCACGUGAGCUCGGGAAUGGAGGCGCCCGGCCCGGCGAGGCCUCCCCGCCGCGAGGGGGCGGUUGGGGCCGGGCCGGGCCGCGCACGGAGAGCGGGCGGCGGGCGGCGGGAGCCAUGCACGGAGAGCGGGCGCUGCUGCCCCGCCGGGACAAGAUUGAGCGACUAGAAGUCAGCAGCUUGGCGCAGACCUCUAGUGCCGUGGCCUCCAGCACUGAUGGCAGCAUCAACGCAGACUCUGUUGAUGGGACCCCAGAUCCGCAGCGGACAAAAGUGGCCAUCACACACCUGCAGCAGAAGAUACUGAAGCUGACAGAACAGAUCAAAAUUGAGCAAACAGCUCGUGAUGACAACGUGGCAGAGUACCUGAAAUUGGCCAACAAUGCAGACAAGCAGCAGAGUGCCCGCAUUAAGCAAGUGUUUGAGAAGAAAAAUCAAAAGUCAGCUCAGACCAUCUUGCAGCUGCAGAAGAAACUGGAACAUUACCAUCGAAAGCUUCGAGAGAUUGAACAGAAUGGGAUCCCUCGGCAGCCAAAGGAUGUCUUCAGGGAUAUGCAUCAGGGUUUGAAAGACGUUGGAGCAAAAGUCACAGGCUUCAGUGAGGGAGUGGUAGACAGUGUAAAAGGUGGGCUUUCCAGCUUCUCCCAGGCCACACAUUCAGCAGCAGGAGCUGUGGUUUCCAAACCCCGGGAGAUUGCCUCCCUCAUAAGGAACAAGUUUGGGAGUGCAGACAACAUUGCUAAUCUGAAAGACUCAUUAGAAGAAGGCCAGGAAGAUGGGACAGGAGGCAAGGCUCUAGGUGUUAUUCAGAACUUCCAGUCAAGCCCAAAAUAUGGCAGUGAAGAGGACUGCUCCAGUGCCACAUCAGGCUCGGUGGGAGCCAACAGCACAACAGGGGGCCCUGUGGGAGCUUCCAGCUCCAAAACAAACACUCUGGAUAUGCAGAGCUCAGGGUUUGAUGCAAUACUGCACGAGAUUCAAGAAAUUCGAGAGACACAGGCAAGACUGGAAGAAUCAUUUGAGGACCUUAAGGUUCGCUACCAGAGGGAUUACACGUUGAUCAUGCAGACCCUGCAGGAGGAGCGCUACAGAUGUGAAAGACUUGAAGAGCAGUUAAAUGACCUGACUGAGCUCCACCAGAAUGAGAUCCUCAAUUUAAAACAGGAGCUGGCCAGCAUGGAGGAAAAGAUUGCCUAUCAGUCUUACGAGCGAGCCCGGGACAUCCAGGAGGCACUGGAAGCAUGCCAGACGCGCAUCUCCAAGAUGGAGCUGCAGCAGCAGCAGCAGCAAGUGGUGCAGUUGGAGGGGCUGGAGAAUGCCACGGCCAGAAACCUACUGGGGAAGUUCAUCAACAUCUUGCUGGCUGUCAUGGCUGUCCUCCUUGUCUUUGUCUCCACUGUGGCCAACUGCGUCGUGCCCCUGAUGAAGACUCGCAACAGGACGUUCAGCACUUUAUUGAUAGUGGUUUUCAUUGCCUUUUUGUGGAAGCACUGGGAUGCCAUCACCGGCUACUUGGAACGAUUCUUGUCUCCCCCCAGAUGAUGGUGGCAGGAAUGGGCUGCGCUGCUCUCUCCUGGCGCUCUUGGUGAGCAGGUGUGGCAAAGAUUAGUCAGCAACUACUACGCUGAAGUUUUAAAGUGUCCGAGUGAAUUUGUUUACAUUUAGAAUAACGUUUUUUCUCUGCAAGAUGCAUUGCAAUAGUAUUUUUUAGAUUUUAUUCAAGAACUCUUUUGGCGAGAAUCCUGGAUAAUUUUUAUGUAGCAUGGUUCUCUUUGGAUGCAAAUCUUAAGAUUCUUUAAAGUGUACAAAAGAAAUUAAUAAAAUACAGAAAUUUGGAGCAUA
Molecule: messenger RNA, 2717 nt
Organism: Oenanthe melanoleuca
Lineage: Eukaryota; Metazoa; Chordata; Aves; Passeriformes; Muscicapidae
Gene: TMCC1
Product: transmembrane and coiled-coil domain family 1
Exons: 4
Coding region: 786-2417 (543 amino acids)
Biological process (GO): endosomal transport; endosome fission; endosome membrane tubulation
Cellular component (GO): endomembrane system
Source: RefSeq, a predicted model, not a curated record